Molecule: messenger RNA, 1894 nt
Organism: Seriola aureovittata
Lineage: Eukaryota; Metazoa; Chordata; Actinopteri; Carangiformes; Carangidae
Product: dynein regulatory complex subunit 4-like
Exons: 13
Coding region: 195-1769 (524 amino acids)
Biological process (GO): flagellated sperm motility
Cellular component (GO): Golgi apparatus; microtubule; motile cilium
Molecular function (GO): microtubule binding; small GTPase binding
Source: RefSeq, a predicted model, not a curated record
AAAAAUAAUUUUACAUUUAUUACAUUUACAUUUGUUAUUUAACAUUGUAUUCUACACAAUUUAUUUACAUUUUUUUUUGUUUUUUUUUUGUCGUGGUUGCCAUGUCAGUGAAUCCUGUUCAAAUUUAGCCAGACUGAAUCUGUGUUUGCAUAUACAUUUUCACUGCCAACAUUUGUGUGUCUGAGCAAUAUUUCAUGAUGCCAUCCAAGACUAAAGACAAAAAAAAGAAGCAGAAAAAGGACAGUCAGCCCAAAGAAGAGAUGCCCACGGCUCAGGUAACUGAAACUGAAGGGGAAACUAAGGAGUUGGUUGAGAAGUCGCCUGCAGUGGUGGACAGGCAUUCAAUGGCAGAAAAGACCAUAGACGAGAUGUGGGAGGAAUAUGGAACCCUCCUAGAGGAAUUCGAGGGUGUGCAGAAGGAGAAGAAGCACUUGAAGAUUGAGAUUGCCCUAAAAUCUUCUGAAAACACUGAAAGAAAGAGAAACCUGGAGAAGACCAAGGCCAAGAUGAGAGAAAGGCUCAAGUUGAAGCAGGAUGCUGAGAAAUGCCGCUGUGCAGAAAUUGAAGAGCACCAGCAGAAGCUGGCACAGUUGGGGAGCGCACACCACAGUGAGAUCCAUGAGCUGAAGAUGGCUGCCACAGCCAUGACUUCAAAGACCCAUAAAGAGCAUGUAAGGUCAGAGCUCGAGCUUCAUAUGAAAAUAAACCUUUUACAGGCGGAGAAGAGAGAGAAAGAGACCCUCACAGAACUCUACAUGAAAAAGCUCAAGCAGAAUCAACUGGCUGAAUUAAGAGAACAAAAUCAGAGCAAUGACAAAGAAGUUAGAGAAAUGGAGGUCCGAUAUAUGAAUAAAACAAAAAUCAUGUUAGAAGAGAACAUGAAAAAAACAAAAGGAGAGGUUGAAGAGAUUGAAAAGAGCAUGAAAAUCUUCACUGCAAGUAUUAUAGAGAAGCAUGACCGGUCUUCGAAAGAGCUCUGUGACCUCAUUAAAAAUUUGAAUGACUUGGAAAGGGGGACAUUGGAGAGAACACUUAAAAAGGUGACGGAAACGGUGGCGUGGCAGGACAGGUCGAUCGCAGCAACUAAGCGGAAGAACAAACACAUGACUGAGUCUCUGCUGGAAAUGGGGCAGAAGUUUUCUGAGAGCCGCCAAGAGCUGAAUGUCCAGAGAAAAGCCAUGGCUAAGAGAAUCCAGAGGAGCAACAAAGUGACUGCACAUAUACUCAAGGAGAGACGGGAUCUGUAUUUGAAGAACCAGCAGUUAGAGCUGAAAUAUGAACAGGCUCAGCAGGAGCGUGAAGAACUGCAGAGGAAGCAGGCCGAGGCCCUUCUGGACGUGCAGCAGAAAAGCGACCUGAAGGUUUUGGUGCUGGAGAGGCAGAUCAAGUCUUUGACAGAAAAUCUGGAGAAAGAGCAGUUUAAACUCUGGGUGGCGCUCGCCUUCGGACUGGGAGACCAAACGGCUGCAAAAAACAUUAAGGAGCUGUUUGAUUCCAAACACGCCACCAUCAAGGCCUUGAAGGAUGACAUCUCAGGAGAUUUAAUGGAGUAUGACAAGGCAGCUAAGAAAGCCACUGCUCUGGAGACCUCUGUGGACAAGUGGCUCUCAAGUGGUGACAUGGAAAAAUCCAUCAGGAAGACCUCGGAGGAUAGCAAGGAUUCUGUCGACUUGAUUCGGGGGCUGCUGGCUUUGUGCAUCUCUGAGGACAAGUCUGUCCAAAGGAACGCGCUGGGACUGAACCCUGCUGGUGCUGGGUCCACACAGUGAACUCAGACCUCUGGGCUGUGCUCAUCUGCUGUUUCUGGAUGUUUUUCAACCCAAAUCACCAAAUUUUUCCACCUCUCUCUCUUUCAAUUCAUGAUAAUUUAAAUAAAGUAAACUGCACAAACAGA